Molecule: messenger RNA, 948 nt
Organism: Saccostrea cuccullata (small rock oyster)
Lineage: Eukaryota; Metazoa; Mollusca; Bivalvia; Ostreida; Ostreidae
Exons: 1
Coding region: 1-948 (315 amino acids)
Source: RefSeq, a predicted model, not a curated record
AUGGAAGUCAUAGAGCAAAAUAAGCAGUUGUUUAAUUUUUACACAGGCUUUGAUCUUGAUGUUUUCAACUCACUAUUUACAUAUUUACAACGAAAAGCUUCAUCUAUGCAGUACUUCCAUGGUGAAAGAACAACUUAUGUCCAACCAUUUAAUCUGGAUGGCUAUGGUGUGAAGAGAAAGCCUGGCGUUUCUAGACAACUCAUUCUGCGAGAGGAAUUCUUCAGUGUUUUGUAUCGUUUACAGACGGGACACUUACUUGACGAAUGCAGUAUUCGCUUUGGUUUGAGCUCCAGUCAGUUCUCUAGGAAUUUCACAACCUGGAUCAAUCUCUUAUCUGUUGAACUGGAACUUUUGUGUAAAAACGCAGAGCCAGAUGAUGAUGUUGGACUUGCAAGUUGCUUCAAACCAUUUUCAAACUUGAGAGUUAUUCUGGACUGUACAGAACUGUUCAGUGAGACACCUUCCAGUGUGGAGUACCAUAAACAGACUCACAGCAAUUACAAACAUCAUUCUACAAUUAAAUUUCUGGUGGGUAUCCAUCCCUCAGGGGCCGUGACAUAUAUUUCUAAAUCUUAUCCUGGAAAAUCGUCUGACAAACAAAUUACUCAAGAGAGUCAAGAUCUUCUGGACUCCAUGGAACCAGGUCAGAAAGUUAUGGUUGACAGAGGAUUCACCAUUGAAGAGGACCUCCCGUACGGCGUCAAGUUAGUAAUCCCAUCCUUCAAAGGUUCAAACCGACAACAGAUUACUGCAAAUGAAUUAGCUAAGUCAAAGGUUAUUUCAAGGGCGCGAGUUCACGUGGAAAGAUGUAUGCGGAUGAUCAAGUCUUUUAAUAUCUUAAGACAAGAACUCAAACUCUCACAAGUUGAUGUUUAUGAGCAAAUAUUCAAAACAUGUGCUUAUCUUGUGAAUUUUCAAAAUCCGUAUUUAAAGUCUGAUGAUAAUUAA